GAAGUUGAGAGAGCAUAUAUCUGUCGCGUGACAGUGUGAUCUGGGAUCAACCGACUUAAAUAUAAAGAAGUAAAAGGCCUUGUCAAUUAACGGUGUUAUCUUCAAUAUAGACCACAUUAGUUGAACUUGGCUAUAAUAAAAUUUGAUGCACUCGGACCGUAAAACAUAACUACAUUUAUGGAGUGGAUAGGCAAGAAAUGGCAUGGAUAUAUUUUAGAAGAAAAGAGAAAAUUAUUAGGCUGCUAACUAUUUAUUUCACUCUAGCAUCUCGGUAACAGCUCCGGAUUAAUUUAAAAACAAGAAUGACUGUGCCAGAGGACCGGGAUUCAAACGGAAGCAGGGAUGGUGGAAAAAUUAUCCCCGAAGACGCGGAUGGCAGGGAAAGUGAAAUGUUGAUAAGUGCUAAAAAUAGUCAAUCUGAAAAUAUUGAAACUGAAAAACAAAAUGGGAGUCCAGCUGUUGCGAGCUUAGUAACAGAAUCUCAAGAGAAACGUGUCGAGUUCGAACUUCAGGAAACGGACAAAAAAGAUGACAGUAAAGAGACGAAGCCGGAAGAGGCUGCAUUAAUAUCCAUAGAAAUGUCCCAGCAGGCAAGCUGGAUGCCGGAUGGGGGGUGGGGUUGGGCUGUUGUGAUUGGAGGUGUCAUUGUGCACAUUUAUGUAGGUGGCUUGAUGAAGGCGAGCGGCGUUAUGUACAUGAAACUGAAGGACAAAUUCAACCAGAGUGCCGUGGCUACAGCUUGGGUCUUCUCAUUGUUCACUACAUUUUUACUCAUUAUGGGACCAGUAGCAAGUGCCUUAUGUCACCGCUUUUCGUGUCGAAGUGUCGUAUUCUGGGGGAGCAUCCUGUGUUUUAUAGGACUUCUUAUUUCUGCCUUUGCCCCAAACCUGGAAUUUCUCUACUUCAGUUACUGUGUGGUAGGCGGGUUUGGUCGGUGUUUAACCUACACACCGAGUCUCAUACUUGUUAACAACUACUUUAACAAACGACGUGGCCUUGCCGUCGGUAUAACCACCGCCGGCGUCGGGCUAGGAAUGUUCACGUUCCCUCCACUUAUUGAGGGUAUAUUUGGUCAUUAUGGUUACCAGGGUGCGAUGCUUUUGUUGUCGGCCAUCAGUCUACAGACGUUUGUUUGUGCAGCUCUGUUCAGACCAAAGGAUCUACAUCAGAAGAUCUCCAAAACUCAGCGAAUAAAUGAUCUGGUAAAAAUGGCACGUCGUGGAAGUGUUGAUGCGAAAAUGAUUGUUCAGCAGUUUAAUCCACCAAAGCCGCGAAAUAAACAAUUUGACAUUGUUAAGGGCGACAAUACGUGGCAUGGAAGCAGUGAAUUUUCCUCUACAUUAGAAUUCACGUACAUACCGGAACCACCGACGAGAAGAAGAUCCGUAUUCUUUGACAAAAUGUCGCAAGUUAAACAAGUUUUUAGAAGCACACCGACGGAAGAGCGUAAACCGUUUCUAGAAUUGUCUCUCCUGAAAGACUUUCCGUUUUUGACUCUAUGUUUGUCAGUUUUAUUGUUUACGUCGUCCAUGAUGUCUGUUUUUGUGUUUUUCCCGCCUCUUGCAAGAUCAAAAGGCGUGUCUCAGAUGCAGUCAUCAUUCCUCGUGUCAAUAAUUGGCGCCAGUGACUCCGUCGCUCGUUUUACUUCCGGUGUCGUUUUGGACAUGAAAAAGAUAAAACCAUACCGGUUGUUAGUAUAUAAUGGCGUCAUGUUUGGGGUUGGAAUCGUAUGUAUGAUUAUGCCAUCCAUAGAAGGAUUUGGGGGGUUCGCAGCAAUUGCGGCAUGCUAUGGUAUUUUUACGGGUACUUACGUUGCACAGAAAUCUGUAGUCGUGGUGGAUGUUUUAGGCUUGGAGAAAAUGACAAGUUCAUUCGGAUUACUUCUUGGAUUUCAAGGAAUUGGAUCGCUUGUUGGUCCGACGGUCUCAGGACUAUUUCGGGACAUUUUUGGCUCGUACAAUGAAGCAUUUUAUUUCGGUGGAUUGGGGAUAUUUUUUGGCGGCUUAGUUUUAAUGUGCGGUAAUACAUGGAAAAUCAUCAGAGACAGACGUGCAAAACGAAAGGAGAAGAAAACAGACACAGCUGAUGUUUAAUAUGUAAUGUGAUGUUGAAAUGUUAUAAACAGUAAACAUAAAAUUGUUUGUGUACAUUUCUUACAUGCUAGUGUUGUCUAUGAGUGAAAAUGAUUAUUCUACACAUAUAUGCGUGCAUUAAUUCUAGGUGGACCUUCGUUCUUCAAAAUUUUAAAAACUUUCUUGCAGCAACUCAGAGGUCCUAAAAAGACGUGACCAGCUUCAGGUAUGGUGUUGGCGAUAUGAUAAACAUUAUAAUGCAUUUUCGACACUUACGUUGUAGUAAAUAAUUAAAGGAAACAUAGACAUCAGAAAUGACACAGAGGUAGUGAUUAAGAUAAUGGACCCUUACUGAUGACGUAGUUUUGUCAAAUUUUCGGCAUCCGUUGGUACUAACAUAUAUUUUUUAAUAGCUACCGGAAAGUGUCGAAAACUCGUACGAAGAGAAUAUGUCGUCAAGCGGAAAAUGUCGACCAUUACCGUAAAAUAAGUGCUGUGAUAAUUCUAUAAUUACUCGUUCUAAAGGCUAUUUUAUUGAACUCGUAUAAGAUUUUAACACAGUGAAACAUCUAAAGAGCAACUUUUCUGCGAUGUCUGAAAUUUACUGAUUGUACAGAUGCUGAUUCGCUGGAGAGCAUGUUUCGACUUUUGAAAGUUGUUUUUGUAAGGGGAAUGGCAGUCUGUAAAAUACCUUGACCCAAUUGGCGUAGCAAUUUCCGAGGUCACAACGAUUUCUACAUUAAUCAAGGAGUCGGUAUCGCAGCGGUUAGCUGGUUCGACUACUGUUCUAGCGACCAGGAUUCGAUUCCCGGUUGCAGCUGAUAUCUUGCGUUCAGUGCUUGGCGAUUUAUUUAAUCGGUACUCUUUCCUGAAGAAUAGGCCUUAACCGAACUCUUGCUACCAGUAGGAAAAUGUGACACUUGGGACUUUAACAACAGAAAGUAUUUGUGGUGACGUUCUCUAUUCUAACAAUCGCGGUAUUUUUAUCAUUCGGUACGGAAGCUUUGAGGUCACAAGGUUUUGUUUUAUCUCGUGACAACCAGAUACUAAGUCAUUCUCAUGAGUUAAUAUUUCGAAGCUACGAGACAAAAACGCAUUUAUCAUCCCUAAUCAUAAAUGUAAUAACCUUCCUGAGCAUACAUUUGAAAUAUCUAUUCUUAUGCCCGUUGUCUUUUUGAAAAAAUGUGUCAUGACCUUUUGAAACAACGCCGUAGUUUUAAUUUCAAAAUCCGAAAGCGGACAAAAGAAGACAUUUUUUUCAUUACCCACGUUUGUAAAUGUACACUUGCGGAUUUUAAAGAUUAACCACACUGAAACAGAAGUUGAAAUGCAAAAUCCAGCUAUGCCCCAUAAUGUGUAAAUUGAAAGCGUUGUUCCUAGGAGUUUUGACGGGGGACGGAUGUCUGUAAAACUAUCCCUAUUUCAUGCAAUAUUUAUCCGAUCCGUGGGCCGUUUGAAAGCUACACUAAGUACCUGUGGAUUUGAAGCAAGUAGCAGAAUCUGUCAAUUUUGGUUGUCUAGAGGUACAACGAUUGCGCGAAGAGAAAUAAUUGUUAAAAUAAUUAGGUUCACGAAUACGAAAAUGUCAUUGCUUUAAUUAUAAUACCAUUAUCACAACUAAAUAACUUA
Mercenaria mercenaria is the source of this 3701-nucleotide messenger RNA. RefSeq names its product monocarboxylate transporter 12-like. The coding region runs from base 303 to 2093 and encodes 596 amino acids. NCBI's taxonomy places the organism in Eukaryota, Metazoa, Mollusca, Bivalvia, Venerida, Veneridae. Gene Ontology annotation, molecular function: monocarboxylic acid transmembrane transporter activity. The record is from RefSeq and is a predicted model, not a curated record. The transcript has 7 exons. Gene Ontology annotation, biological process: monocarboxylic acid transport; transmembrane transport.